Messenger RNA from Linepithema humile (Argentine ant), 1469 nucleotides. RefSeq names its product dynactin subunit 2-like. Lineage: Eukaryota; Metazoa; Arthropoda; Insecta; Hymenoptera; Formicidae. The record is from RefSeq and is a predicted model, not a curated record. Gene Ontology annotation, cellular component: cytoplasm; centrosome; dynactin complex. Gene Ontology annotation, biological process: mitotic spindle organization.
GUUUCAGUGAAAAGUUGAGUGCCGAGUUUUUGCACGUUAGUGCAUAAAUUCAACACGAGCUUUAAGAGACGGUGUCGGUUGAGUGCAAGAUGGCAGCGCGCGAUAUUUUUAAUGCUCUUCAAUUGCUAGAUUUGCUAUCUUCUUCAUCAUCUAGCAGUGAUGAAGAUGAAAUAACAAAAGGAAAUCUACAAAAAAUUCCAAAAAUUGAAAAUUUUAUUAAUGUUGUAUAUAAUCUUAUGGAUAAGGACUUGUGAACAAUUUGCGCGAUUAAAACGAUGGCAGACCCUAAAUACGCUGAUUUACCAGGAAUUGCGUACGAUCAACUUGACGUUUACGAGACAAGCGAUUUGCCUGAAUCAGAGCAAAUGCGAAUGUAUUGCGAGGAAGAACCUGACAGCACUUGUGUGGAACAGUUACAUAUCAGUGCUAAAGAAGCAUUUAACAAAUUUAAAGGCAAACAAAUUGUUGGAAAACCUGUUGAUUUCUCAGAUCGUGUGUCCAACAGGCCAAGAACAGGAUACAAGUCAGGAGACGCGGUAGUGUCUCUGGCAAAGUUCAGAAAAUGACACUACUAAGUCUCUUAUCCUGCGCGCACAAAGUCGAUUUUUCGGGGGUUUGUAGCAACUAAAAUAUAAAAAAUUUUACAAAAACACAUAGUAUAUCCUUAAUGGCGGCAUCGCCACGACUAAUUUGAGCCAAAAAAAAUUAAAAUUGGUCCAGCCGUUCCGGAGAUACAAGCGGUCAAAAAGUGAUGUUGGUAAUGCAAAAAUUAAGAAACGUCGUCUCCUUAUUCUUCUCCUCUGUCCGCAGGGGCGGUUAAAGAAUUUACGGAGCCCAGAGUAUUAUCAUUAUCAUUAAAAUUUACGGGAAUUCCACGCACCAGGUGCCAAGGAUCGACAAAUUCGACUUUUACGAGUUGCGCUACGAGAAUUCCUCGCACCAGGUGCCAAGGGUCGACGAAUUCAACUUUCGCGAGUUGCGCUACGAGAAUUUUUUGCACCAGGUGCCAAGAGUUGUCGAAUUCGAUUACCCCGAGUUGCGCUACGGGAAUUCCUCGCACCAUGUGUCAAGGGUCGACGAAUUCGACUUUUGCGAGUUGUGCUACAAGAAUUUUUCGCAUUAGGUGCAAAGGGUCGACAAAUUCGACUUCUCCGAGUUGUGCUACGGGAAUUCCUCGCACCAGGUGUCAAGGGUCGACGAAUUCAACUUUUGUAAGUUGCGCUACGGGAAUUUUUCGCACCAGGUGCCAAGAGUCGACGAAUUCGAUUUUCGGGAGUUGCGCUACGGAAAUUCCUCGCACCAGGUCUCAAGAGUUGACGAACUCGAGUACCCCGAGUUGCGCUACGUGCAUUUCAUGCACCAAGUGCCAAGGGUCAAUGAAUUCGACUUCCCCAAGUUGCACUACGAAAAUUUCGCAAACAUGAAAGAGAGAGAGAGAGAUAUGACAUAUUUUGAUAUAAAAUCUAAAA